AAACAGCCGAUCGAUAUAUCGUCAAAAGAGAUGACGAUUAAUCGAGAAGUUGUCAGCUGGAAUCCCACGUGUGUUUACAUUUUGAGCUGUGAAAGUGUGCAGGAAAUUCAGUAAAAACCAGAGAAAAUGGGAAAACCACAGCGAAGGCAUAAGAUGCACUCAGGAGACACUCAUCUGAGGCGUCGAUGGCGAACAAGAAGCCGUAAGAAGGACUUGGAUGAGAUUGAUGAAGAUUUGACGAAGAAAUCCGAGGAAUUGCUGAAUCAGGAAGUUGAUUUGGAAAAGCCGGGCUUUGCACAAUUCUACUGCAUCCACUGUGCCAAGUACUUUAUCGAUGACAAUGCUCUGCAGUCGCACUUUAAGACUAAAGUCCACAAGAGACGCCUCAAGGCCUUGGAGACAGAACCGUAUUCCGUGGAGGAAUCCGAGCGAGCUGCUGGCCACGGGAGUUUCAAGGAGGCUAAGAAGCGGAAGCUGGAGACACAAUUUAAGGAUCCCGCAGAUGGGAAUCGAUCAAAGGUCCUGGUCCUGGAGGCUCCCAAAGAGGAAAAAAUGGAAAAAUAGCGAUUGCUUUAAAAUUUUCUCUCAGAACUAUUUAAUCAAUUGAUUGAACACAAUUUAGUAAAUAGUUUUUUUUUUUACAUCAAUUAUUUUCUUCGCCUCAAUAUAUUGUUCGUCCUGC
Phlebotomus papatasi is the source of this 682-nucleotide messenger RNA. RefSeq names its product zinc finger protein 593 homolog. The record is from RefSeq and is a predicted model, not a curated record. Lineage: Eukaryota; Metazoa; Arthropoda; Insecta; Diptera; Psychodidae. The coding region runs from base 127 to 564 and encodes 145 amino acids. The transcript is spliced from 2 exons. Gene Ontology annotation, molecular function: zinc ion binding; nucleic acid binding.